Messenger RNA from Osmerus eperlanus (European smelt), 1103 nucleotides. Its product is annotated as protein THEM6-like. Lineage: Eukaryota; Metazoa; Chordata; Actinopteri; Osmeriformes; Osmeridae. The record is from RefSeq and is a predicted model, not a curated record. The transcript has 3 exons. The coding region runs from base 131 to 766 and encodes 211 amino acids.
UUAGUGCGUGCGUUGGACCCCGGAAACGUCACGUGUUCACUGAAAACUUUGUUACCUUCUGCUUCCAUGUUCAAUGCAUGCAGUGGAGUCUACUUUUGGAAAACUGAGGACAGCAGGAUAGUAAUACGACAUGGAAGAGGACCAGACGGUAGUUGUAGGGCUGUUGGUGUGGGUAUUGGCUGUCUUACUGGGGCUCUUCUGCAGCCUGGAUGUAUGGUACUUCCUGCGGUCGGGCACGACGGUGAUCCGGGCGUGGUUUCAGCCUGUGGUCCGGGACAUCCUGGGAGAGCAGAGUGUGUCAGGCCUUGUGGCCCCUCAUGACAUGGACCUGUGUCACAUGAACAAUGCCCGUUACCUGCGAGAAUGUGAUUUUGCACGCUACUCCCUAUACACGCGGAACGGGGUGUUCAAGGCCCUCCGGGCCCUGGGGGCCUCCAUGGUAGUGGGGGCAACCACCAUCCGCUACCGCCGCGCGCUGUAUGUCGGGGAGCGCUUUGAGCUGCGCAGCCGUAUUGUUGCCUGGGACGACAAGUCCUUCUACCUGGAGCAGAGAUUUGUGUCCAGCAAAGACGACCGAGUCUCGGCGGUCAUGCUCUGCAAACAGACUAUCAUACGCAGAAGUCCAGACAACAUCAUGCAGUUCCUGUGUAAGAGAAAGGUGGAGUGCCCUGAGUAUCCAGAGGAUCUCAAGCAUUGGAUCAGCUACAUUGCAGCCAGCAGUCAGGCCUUGAGAGCCGAGAGUGGACUAGAGGAGAAGAACAAAUGAAGCCAGAACUGAGCAUACCGCUCCCAUCUGCAUUAAAACCUCAGUGCCUAUGCCUUCACAACUGCUGGUCAUUCAGUAAACGCACAGGAACACAAGAAACCUUAACUUCAGCAGAUUGUAGGCUGUGUGCAGGUCAGAAAGAUUCAGACAGUGUUCUGUUGGGAAACCUUGAUGCAUCGGUGCCUUUCUCAAAAUGGAAAUAAAACACUAUAUGGGUUGUCGUGUCAAACGUUUGAAUUAUCGUCUGAAUUGUUUGCAGUUUGAGUUGUAGCCUAUUCAUGGGAAGUGUUGCAAUGGAUUUAUUUGUUGUAAAUAAAAUAUUUGUGGUUGACAGUAA